This is a messenger RNA of Zootermopsis nevadensis, 8894 nucleotides long. RefSeq names its product myosin phosphatase Rho interacting protein outspread (gene osp). Gene Ontology annotation, cellular component: actin cytoskeleton. The record is from RefSeq and is a predicted model, not a curated record. Lineage: Eukaryota; Metazoa; Arthropoda; Insecta; Blattodea; Termopsidae. Gene Ontology annotation, molecular function: actin filament binding.
CGUUGAUGUAGUCGGAGUCGGGCUUCGUUUAAGGUUGAGUUGCAGUUGUGUAGUGCUGUUGGAAGAUGGCUGUGAUGGCUAGUGAGGAGUGUGGUGUUAUAUCCACCAAAGGAGACAGGUGAAAAGUUUUGUGUGGAUAUGAAUGUAUAGUAAGUACAACGGGAACAAGGAUACAUAGUUUGUAAUUAAUGAAUAAAAUGUGUCAGUUAUUCGGCGGUAGUUCUGUUUCUGUGCUGUAAUUUCUGUAGCCUUUCGCUUCAAAAAAUAGAACACUGAACAUUUUAAAACAAUUGGUCUUCUACCAAAACACUUCAGUUGCAAAAUUUUAGGUUCAGGUGUUGAGUGAAUUACCUAUAAUAAUUGUUUUUAUUACAUUUAUAAAAUAUGGAUAAAACACUAAGUUCUUGCAGACGACGUUCAUAUAAGACUGUCCAAAAAAUGUGCGACUGCUGCAGUUUAUGUCAAAGUGUGUGACAACAUGUCAUCAACACUGAUGAGGUCCGAAUGCAGAAAAUUCGCCCCGAACAUCUUUAACAAAAGCAAGUGCACCAACUGCUUUAGACAAAAGGAGGAGCACAGUGCUGAAGCUCUCCAGAGUAACAGGGCUACCCGGAAAGUGGCGAAAUGCGGGUACCUGUUUGUAGCUCCAGGAUGGGAUUUUUCGAAUCCGCUCAACCGCACCAAGAGAUGGCAGCGACGUUGGUUUGUGCUGUACGACGACGGGGAGCUGAGUUACUCCGUGGACGAACACCCGGACACUGUGCCUCAGGCCAGCAUCGACAUGAACAAGGUGUUGGAGGUGACGGACGGCGAGGAGGUCACAGGUCACGCUUUCAGUUUGGCCAUAACCGCGCCAGACCGAGUCCACUUCGUGAAGGGAACUUGCCGUGAAGAAUGUCGUUGGUGGGGCGACGUUCUUGCUGUCUUCCCUAGAAGUAAGGGUCGGCAUAAACGGAAUGCUACCUUCCCUGGAGGUCAGACGACCAGUAUCCUCCAGCAGCCUCCUUCAGUCAGAGCUGCAACACCAAGUGAACCGAGGCCAAGAUUCAACAGCUGUCAUACUGAACCGAGCUCUCUGAGGCAUAGUCCAGCACCGUCGUGGUUACCAGUGGAGACAGAAGCUUUCCCGACACGAGAUGUAACCACGCCAACUGAAACCCAACCAACACCUGAACUACCAGUUACAGUACCUGUUGACUUGAGGAAAGUUUAUCAUGACCAACCAGCUUCCUCUGCAUCACCGCCUACAAGGGAUAAGAUUCAGAGUGAGGAGAAGAUUAGGACACGUAGAGUUGCAAACCGGGAGAAACGCGGGGUGAAAACUGGACGGAGUUUCUCUGAGGAUUUCUCGGGAAUGCUACCGACGUGGAGGGAUCGUAGCAAGACGGAGAGUCCAAGUGAACACACUGAUGCACGCAGGAUUUUGCUGGAUGAAUAUACAAGUGAAUGUGACAAACAGCGUGAAGAGAAGCUGAAGGAUAUCGCAGAAUCGCUAACAAGACCGCGCUGUCGGCGUAUCAAUCAGUCUCGCAGUACCGCUGCGGCUGCGAACUCUGUUUACCAGCCGCAACCCACGAGAGACGGAGAAUGCAGCGAGGAGGAGCGGAAGAAGGACUUCAGUAGGACAGGCAGUCCAGUAAUCUCUCACUCUGACCAAAUUGAUGGUGGUGGAGAUAAACUUGUCCGUGGAGAUCCUGAUGGCUGUGGAUUGGACAUAUCUACACAUCGCUACUCUCCGAGCUCAGAGCUGCGUGUUGAUCUCCCGGCAGAGGAUUUAUUGAAUAUCAAGAAGGGAUGGCUCAUGAAACAGGGUCUCAGUAAAGAAUGGAACAAACACUGGUUUGUUUUGCGUGGAGCAGCACUGAUGUACUACCGUGACCCAACAGCUGAGGAUAAGGGUAUUCUCGAUGGAGUAAUCGACCUCAAUGGUAUUAACUCCAUAUCUGAAGUUCAAGUUGCUCGCAACUAUGGUUUUCAAACCUUGACGUGGGAUGAUCGUCGGUAUGUUCUCUCGGCUGUGACGGCUGGUAUCCGUUCUAACUGGAUGUCUGCGUUGCGUAGAGCAGCGGGCCUACAAGAACCGCCUGCUGCAGGAGGCUGUGACAAAACUCUUAGUGUGGGCGAAAAGCUUGAACAAGAACUGGACAGUUCACAGCAGCUUAUGUCACCCGUCGGACAGUUGGAACAAGAACCUUCAGUUGUCCCUAGUACACCUCUUACUCCUCGGUCAAUACUCUUCUCGUCUGACGAAGAGUAUCGCACUGCGUCGGAGGGAGGACGCAGGGAAAGUGAAGACUGGGGAGAGCCUCUUGCUCCUCUCCCGCCUUCACCACCCCUCAACAGGACACCCAUAUCCAGAGUUAAAGAAAAAGCCAGGUCACGUGUAUACAGGAGGUCACGAUCAUCACCGCCAUCAUCAAGGCGAUCAACUCUGGACUCGAUUCGGGCUGACGAUCUGUUGUUAGCCUGUUGUGGCGAACUUCCCGAGUCUGAUGCUGAAGAAAGUGUUGGAGUGGAUUCUGUGAAGAGUUCGCUAUAUGACACUGAUAACCAGUCAUCUGAGAUGGAGGAUCUCAAGCGUCAGUUAAAUGUGGCGCUCUGCGAAGUGAGCAGCGCAGAGAAGGAGCUGCUGAGACUCCGUCAGCGGAAGACAGAUGUUGUAGCUCUUGAACAGCAGUUGCAGGAUUUGCUUAAGACGUUGGAACAUACUCAACAGGAACUUAGACAGAAAACCAAAGAAGCAGCCGAAGCAGAAGCUUUGAGGAAAAGCUAUGGUGAGCUGCUGAGAGAGCAUGAGGAGGUGCUGACUCAGUGGCGACAACAAGCAAAUGGCGAGGACUGGCGAGAGUUGUAUCAGCAACUGGAAGCUAGAUACCAUGAAGACAAUGAAGAAUGGCAGCAAAAGCUGACUGAUGCAGAGUCAGCAUUAGCUGCAGCAUGUUGUCGGUCUGAUGCGCUGACUCGAGAAGCAGCAGAAGCAGCCUCUCUUGGUGACCAGUUGGCUCGAGGCAUCGAGGAAAACGAGGCAUUGUAUAGACGCGUUCGUGAGUUGGAGGGACGUGCAGGCAGCGCUAGUGGCAGUUCUGCUGGUGGCAGCAAUGGUCUGUCAGCAUCAAGGGAGAAAGGCCGAAGUGUUGAUUCACUUAGUGAUUUAACAAAUAUAGACCUUGAUCUGGAUCUUGCACAGAUUGACAAAGAGAGGUUAGUGGAAGAAUAUGAGGACCUGCGUGGUCGGUUUGAGAAGGCUGUGGCAGAGAUACGUGCCAUGAAGCGUGAAUUGCGUGAAUCCCAUGCUCUAUAUGAUGAUCUGGAACUGACUCUGAUCACACUACGGCAAGAUGGGAAGAGGCGAGAAGAAGCCUGUGAUGCCCAGGCUGCUUUAAUGGCUGCAAGAGUGGAGGAUCUUACAUUGAAGCUCACUGCUGCUGAGAAACAGGUUCGAGCACUAAAACAAAAGCUCUCAAAAUCUGAUUCUCGUGAAAAGCGGCGGUCCUUAUCACUGAAGGGACGUGAAUCAUUCCAAAUUUGCAAGGAGCUAGAAGAGAAAUUGACUGAGUUGGAAGCCAAAAUCACAUCCCUAGAAACAGGGCAGCCAGUAAUGAUACCUGCAUCACCAAGACCCGUCAAGCACACAAGAAGUGAAUCUCCACAAAGCAAAAGGGUUACAAGUAAUGGCGAUGGAGUUUCAAGGGGCUCUUCCCGUGUGCGACGAAAAUCUCUGGACAGUGCUACCAGCUCUGAGCCAAUGAAGGUCUUGAUCCGUCUCUCUUCUUUGGAAUCCAAAGUUGCAAAGGCAGCUGAUAGGAUAACAAAGAAGGUUGGAGAUGAUUCAGGGCAGUUGGUGUCACACAGUAAGGAUGUACACCUGUCCUCUCAGAAGCGCUUACACCAUGUGGAGGUGAGUGUGGAACCCGCACCAGACUCCAUAGGCAUAGAAGUUGAAAGGAUUUUCAUUCUGGAAAAUGCUGUGGUAACUGCAAGAGCCAAAGUACAAGAAUGUCUUAAUCUAGUAGCAUCAUUUAAAUCAUCAGUUUCAAAAAGUCAUCCAUCUUAUUCUGAUGGCUUCCAGUGUCUUGAGGACUGUUUGGGUGAAGUGAAACAUGUCUUAGAAAAAUGCAGUGACAGUGGUAAUGAGACUGAAUUUAAAGUCAUUAGUGGUUCAAGCAAUUCAGUGGAAACUGUUCGAUAUGCAGCAGUUCAGUGCGUAGUAGGAAAACUUGAAAACCUUUUGCAGACGAAGCUGAAGGACAUAGCAGUAAGAAAAGCAGAGUUAGUCAAACUGGGGAGAUUUGACAGGAAAGCCCGUAUGCAACUUCUUGCUGAGAAACUUGCUUAUGAAUCUGUACUAGUUGGUAGGAUAGCACAAGCUGUUACUUGUUCUGAGGAUAACAGCAGUAGCUUCAGAAAGCGAGUCUUAUAUUCAGAGAUUGUAGAGUGCAACCGGUUAAUUCUUGAGCUAAAGUCAAAACUGAAAGGAACUGGAGACGUUAAGUCAGACUGCUAUGAAACAUCACUUGUGCACCUUACUAGAGUCCUGUCAGCGAGAUUAAUGGCGCAGGGACGACUGGCUUCCAGCUGUGGAUUUUCAAGAAGUGAAGUAGGUUGGAACCUAAAACCCAGUAGUACAGAUGCUACAGAAAUGUUGCUUAAGCAACAGCAGGAGUUAGAAGAGUAUAUGAGAGAAUAUAGGAUGGUGAAGUUAGAACAGUUGGCACAGACACUGGCUAUCGAGACCCUGAGUCUUGCGAACGAACACGAACAUACGAAAAAUAUUUCAGUGGAUAAAAAGUUGGAGCAACAGAAAUCUGGACGAUCUCCAUCUUUAACAUUGGAAGACCGAAGGAUCCGCGAGGCAUGGACUAUGGCACAGGAAACUGUGAAUCGUGAACUAAUUCAAGCUGAGAUUUCACAUGUUACCAUGCGCUGUGGUCAAGCGUAUGAAACUAGUCUUGCUGUGGAACAGGAAGCAAUGUUCAGUUUCUUGGCAUCACAACGCGCAGUUUUAGAACAGUGGUCAGACACAGUUGAAGGAAUUCUGAGGCAAGAAAUGGAAUCAGGUAUUGAUGAACUGACAAGAAAGUAUGAGGAGUGUCUUGCAAAGUUGAAAGAGAAGUCAUUAAGAUCAUUAAGUCAUGGGGAAGAAAGUAUGUUAGAAUCAAGAAGAUUGCUUUCAGAAUUUGCAGACAUGAUUGCUCACAAAGCAUUAAUAGAUGCCCGUAUUGCUGUUAUAUGCAAUGAAACACCCCCAGUGGAAUCACCACAUAAUUCCAUCACAAAUGGCACUUCAAACGAAGUGAUUGCUGAUCUACAGAUUGAAGACAGUGAUGAUAUUUGCAGGUUAUUGGCAGAUCCUGGUCAGGAUUCGUUCAGAGUUGAUCCUGCAAUGGUAAUGGAAUUCCAGUAUCUUUUUCAGCAGUUUUCUCAAAAGUGUAAUUCAAGUGUGUUGCACGUGUUCGGUAACAAGACAUACAGUGAGACUGUUGUGACUGAUCAAGAUCGAAUCAGAGGUGUGAUAGAUUCUCUUGUGUACCUGCAAAAGGAGCUCCAGAUAGCAUUAGAUAAGUGUAAUAUUCAUGAAGAAGAGGCAGAUGAUUGUGACACGAGGGUUGAUUCCUGGGAUGAUGUGUGCUCAAAGUGUGCCACUCUGCGAUCACAGGUUACUAGUCUUGUGGGGUAUGUGCUGCAGGGACGAGACUGCCACAGGUGUCAACAGCUGCAGGAAACAGUACAAAGGUUGGCAUCGGAGCAUGAACAAGAGUUGCAGACAUUGCAACGAUGUCAGGAGCGAGAGAUGGCUCGAUUACAUGGUGAGCUAGAACAACAGAGGCGUUCACUGGUAUGCCAACAUGAACAAGAACAAGCACAGUUAAAGGAAAGAGCACGUCGGUUGGAGCGUCGACUGGGUACUCUUGAUUCAGAGUAUGCGCAACAGGUUGAAAAUCUUAGAGCUGCGUACCACAAGACACUUUCAGCUGGGUUAGAACGAGACAUUGAAGGUGAAGAAAAUAUUUGGCAGCGGUAUCAAGCUGAGAUUGAGCAACUUCGAGCUCUUUGUGAGAAAGGUCUGGUUGCCAUGGAGAAUUCACAUCGCCGCAUCAUAGCCGAGCUGGAGGAAAAACAUCGCCAAGAAAUAGAGCAGUUGCGGCACGAGAAAGAGCAAGCUCUGGCAGAGGAAACGCAAGCUACACUUGCAGCACUGGAUGCCAUGAGAAAAGCUCAUGAGACCGAAGUGCAGAAGGAGAUUACGAAGUUCAAGUCAGAAUUUGUCAAGAAGAUGCAGUCAACACAUGACAUUGGUGCUUUACACAAAGAACAUGAAGCCGAAAUGGAAGAAAUAAAGCAGGAGAUUCUGUCUCUGUCAGAAAGGUAUUCAGUGAAAUGUGUUGAGUCUGCAGCUUUAGAAGAACAACUGGGAGUGAUCACAAAACAGCUAACACAAGCCCAGCAACACAUUCAACAGCUGGAUGCCAGAAACAAGCAGUUGCGUGCACAUUUGGUUUCAGAAGUGAGUGAGUUAGAAGUAGGGUUGGAAGGUAAUGCAGCACAGCUGCUGCGCCAGCGUGAACAUGAACUGGAACAGAAGUGUGAGGAAGUAGAUCAGCUUCAACACCAGCUUGAUGCAGCCAAAACUCAUGGGGAGCAGCUGAGCGCACUUUGUGCACAGCUGAGUGAUGCAUACAUAUGUACCGAACAUUGCCACAGCAACCGGAUGGGACCUCUGUGGGAGCGACUGCGGCAGCUGGCAGCAGCUUGGCCAUAUCGCAAUACAGAUGCCCAAGUCCGAGAAGCAGACCACCAGUCCAAGCCAUAUGGUGUCACGAAGGCCCAAGGUUCCAAUUCCAGCAAGAGCAAACAGCGCAAGGAACCGCCAGCUCUUGCCACUGCAGAACUGAAGCGGUCUCCAAAGAAAAGCUGUCAUAGAAAUCCAUCAUUAUCGUCGACUUUUUUAUUGGUUGCUCCCCUCCGCUCCACCUCGCCCUGUCCCCUCAGCGGGAUGGUGGCCGAGCGAAAGAAGAUGUUCGAACCUUAAACAGUAGGAUGCUUGUUCGAGCGAUGUCUGAAGAGGGGAGGGGUGGCAACCAAUCAGUAAACCAAAAUGCUGCACGUCAAAUGGCCAAGGCCAUUCUGCUUGCAGCUAAGGGAAAUACAGCAAACUAUCCAACAGCUGACGGUGAUGAACACCGAGUGUUAAGAAGGGAAGUUAGCCAUACACCAUCAACAUCAUGUGGCAGUUUGGUGGAAUCGUUACUGCUGGAAGAUGGAAACUUGAGUAGUAACAUCAGUAAUAAGCAGUCAAAUGAUACUGAAGUAAAAUUCAAGCGAAUUGUUAUUUUAAAAACUGCAAUCAUAAAUAUGAUGAAACAUAAUAAUCAUAAAUAAUUGUGUACUGCAUUAUGUCUCUUCACAUUGCUUAGAGAUAAAUAGAAACACCAAAACUAAUUACACGUCUUGGGAUUAAAUCCAGGGUACAAGCUCAAGCUACUAUGAUUUCUUCUGUUUGCAUUAACAGCUGUUGCAGAAAACAAUCGUCACUAACUCCUUCGGAAUGUGCUCGUGUAAAUUUAAACUUUUGAUGGGGCAUUAUGUAUUGUUUAUAGUGAUGUUCGUAUGAAAUGCAUGAAAAAGAAAUUGCGCCGUUGGAUGUAGAUGGAGUUUAAGCAUAGCGAUGAUUGUAGUUUGAUUCUUUUUGCCUGUGAAGAAACAAUUAGGAAAAACAUUUUUAUGUUCUAAUUAACAUUCACCAAAUCUCGUCUUCAAAGAAUUUGUUGCUCACUAUGUGUAUGUAAUGUAAUUAUGUUAACAAUAGAAUAUUUUAUAAAUGUGUUAUAUAAAAUAAUUUGUAACUUAUCAUGUGUUCUAUCCUCAUGCUGUAAACUUACCAUCUUUUGAUGGCAUAUACUCAUUUUUUUGUUGUUGCUGUUGGCAUUUGUCAAUGUGAGCUGAUGUGAUGUGUUAAGCUUUACGUUGUUUAAUACCACCCCGUUAAUGUACAGUUACUGCACCAAUCAAACAAAGAAUAUAAGUUUUCCACACUUUAUCAUGUUACAAAUUUGACGCUUACAUUUAUUUAACAUUUAUGCUUGUUGAACUUGAAAGUUUAAUGUCGAGAAAGUGUAAUGCGAAAGUUAUUUCCUGUUAUAAAAUUUUUUAGUCGCAUAACACGAGGAACUAAAUAGUGACAAAUUUUUUAGUUGUACGAAUACAAUUUUUUUGUCCUGUUAUGGCAUGUAUGGUAUAGCAAAUUCACUUGAUUUUUUUGUUUUCAAAUUUAAAUUCGUUUGCUCAGGUAUGUCGAAUAUAAGAAUAGUGUAGUUAAUUUGUACAUUAAGCUAGCAACAUUUGAAUUUUUGAGGUUUCGAAACAUCUUCCUUUUUAUGGUGCAAGGUUGUUAGCCUCGCGACCAACCCCCAACCUGGACCGAAAACGGACCAGAGAACCAUAGAAAAAAAAAUUGAAUUUUUAGUGAUUUGUUGGGGUCAAGAUAUAGGAUCAGCCAGGUGUAGAUUAGGUUAAAAUGAUGUGUAAGCUUUUCUUGCAUGAAGCCCAUGGAUUCAUACAUCACCUACCUUUGUACAUGUAUUAGUAUGCUCAGUCCUUAACAUUGAAUUUAAAUAUAUUAAUUUAAGUACAAGUUUAAAAUUAUAUAAGUUGAUACCACCACAGGAUAUGUUAUUUGUGACUUCACCUUUUUAGUGUAUCAUAGGAAUGAAAUGAUAUAUUUUGCAUGUUGUUCCGAGUUUAUGGAAUUCUUUUUAACAUUUUUUAAAAUUCUGUGUGUACUUGUAUGUUUCUUUGGUACAGUGUAUAUUGUGAAGUAAUGGAUAGUUUAAUAACAUUGUCAUUCAGUGCAAAGAGAAUGAUACAAAUAAAUGUAAAACAAUGGUUGAAAUUAA